AUGGGGCCGAGAGGCGCAGCCGCGGUGGCCGUGGGGCUGUGGGUCUUGGUGACGGCGGGCGAGGCGGCGGACCCUGGCGUGACGACACCCCGGCGCUGCCUGCUGUCACACUACCGCUCGCUGGACCCCAGGGCGGUGGCGGCGGUCAAGGCGCUGAGGGACCGCUACGUGAGUGACGCGCAGACCUCUCCACCCGUCCCCGAGGGCCCCCUGCGUCCCAGCGCCCAGCAGGAAUCCCCGCCUUCCCAGCGCUUGGGGAGCGCAGCGAGGAGGCUCAGCCUCACCCCGACCCUUGUCCCACAGGAGGAGGAGACCCUGAGCUGGAGGCCGCGCAACUGCUCCUUUCGCCCAAGGAGGGACCCUCCGCGUCCCUGGUCGUGCGCGCGGCUUCGCCUGGUGGCCCGGGGCCUCGAGGACGCCCAGGCCGUGCUGAGCCGCUUGCGGAGCCCGGAGCGGUUCCCCGGCAUCGGCCCGAUCCUGGAGCUGCUGGCGGCUGCGCGGCGGGACGUGGGGGCCUGCCUCGAGCUGGUCCGGCCAGGCUCCUGGAGGAAGUCCCUCAGGCCACCGAGGACGCGUCCCCAAACACGCAGAGCUGACUCGCCUGGGUGCCACGAAGCCAGCGUCGUCUUCAACCUCCUGCGCCUGCUCACGUGGGACCUGAGGCUGGUGGCAGACUCGGGGCCUUGUCUGUGA
Messenger RNA from Panthera uncia (snow leopard), 693 nucleotides. Its product is annotated as interferon lambda-4-like. Lineage: Eukaryota; Metazoa; Chordata; Mammalia; Carnivora; Felidae. Bases 1 to 693 code for a protein of 230 amino acids. The transcript has 5 exons. The record is from RefSeq and is a predicted model, not a curated record. Gene Ontology annotation, biological process: innate immune response; defense response to virus; positive regulation of immune response. Gene Ontology annotation, molecular function: cytokine activity.